CAACUAUAGUUUGCGUUACCAUGCAACACCAACUUUCAAACUUGCUUGAUCGAUUUCCCCAUGUGUUUUGUUUGGUGUCUAAAACCCGGGACUCCUCGGGGUUUUUUUGAUUCAGUCUAAGACCAUCGGUUGAAGUGAUUACAUAUCCACCUCUUCACGUGUGCCCGUAAUGGGUGGCAAAGGGAAGAAAAAGAAGGGAGCAAAGGAUACUUCCGGUGGGGGUAGUGCGGGUGGUAGCGGUGGGGCUGCCGGUGGGUCGAGUACACCGGCGAAGGAUAAGCCGGAAGCUGAGGAGGGCGACGAGGAGGACGGAGAAGCAAAACCGAAAAAGGGCAAAGGCAAGAAGGGCAAGGGCAAGGGUGGCAAAUCAUCCAAAUUUCAAGGUGACAUCUUUAACGAGGCGGCAAUGGAGAACGCCUACUACAUCUGUCACAACAUUCAGGAUGUGCUAAAGUCGCGCGGAUUCGCCUGGCCGGAAGGUCAAAAGAAGAAGAAGAAGGGCAAAAAGUAAUGUGGAUUAGAUGCAAAUAUGUAAAUAUACAAAAGUUUUUAUACAAUUAAGUUUAAGAAAAUUGUGUCUAAAUGUGCGCUGGUUUGAAUUAAAAACAAAAAAAAGUAAUCGACUAACAAGUGCCUAUAUGUUUACGUCUGUUGCUAGGCAACCGGUAGCAUACAUGUACGGUCUCGCAUUUGGCAAUACAACAAAUCCUCAUAAACAAACGGUAUCAUGUAUUGACAGAAGAGUAAGUUAAAUAAAAUACGAAUAAGAAGAAGCAUUCCGAGUUGUUUGUGCCGCUGUUUAGUGUUGCGUAGUUCAUUCUCCGCUGGUGUCUGUAGCUUUGAAGUCGCUUCCAAUCCGCGUACCUCAUCCGUCGUGUCGUAUGUCAUCAAUCAGCUUCUGCAAUCCGGCGGAAUGUCUUAAAAUGAAGCCGCCCGCAGUGCAUACCCGUAUCAAUCAAAUCCCUGGAGCGUUCCCGGUGUGUCCGAUUCGAUUGUGCGGCCCCCCCUCAAAAUGGACGGGUUAACCACCCGGGACUAGGGGAAGCACUUGUGGUCAAAGUCCUCUUACGUUCAGCUGGAAGCCUGG
Anopheles funestus (African malaria mosquito) is the source of this 1087-nucleotide messenger RNA. RefSeq names its product small lysine-rich protein 1. The transcript has a single exon. The coding region runs from base 170 to 511 and encodes 113 amino acids. Lineage: Eukaryota; Metazoa; Arthropoda; Insecta; Diptera; Culicidae. The record is from RefSeq and is a predicted model, not a curated record.